GAAAAUUCUGAUCAGAAAAUUAGAGGAGGAGAAAUGGGCAUAGCAUGUAUCCCUUCAUACACACCAAUUGCUUCAGUGAUCCCAAAAAAAACAAUAAGGCUCCCUUAUGAGAGGAACUGCCGAGGUUCAUCUGUGUGUUGCAAGUCCUCAAUAAGGGAGUUUGAUCUGUAUGAUCUUCUCGGUAUUGAUAGCUGUUCGGAUCAAACACAGAUAAAGAUUGCGUAUAGGAAUUUGCAGAAGAAGUGCCAUCCUGACAUAGCAGGUCCUACUGGUCAUGACAUGGCUAUUAUACUUAAUCAAGCUUAUUCUCUUCUUUCUGAUCCUGUCUCUCGUUUCGCUUACGAUAAGGAACAAUCAAAGAUUUCAGAGCUGCGUGGUUACAGUGGAAAACCAAUAUACUCAGUGUGGUUUGGGUCAGAAAGUGAAGAGAAAGCAGUCUUUGUGGAUGAGGUGAAGUGUGUCGGAUGCUUAAAAUGUGCGUUACUAGCGGAGAAGACGUUCGCUGUCGAAGGUGUUUACGGAAGAGCAAGAGUUGUUGGUCAAUGGGCUGAUCCUCUCAACAAAAUUCAAGCCGCCAUUGAGGCUUGUCCAGUCGAUUGUAUCUCCAUGGUGGAAAGAUCAGAUUUACCAGCACUGGAGUUCCUCAUGUCCAAGCAGCCACGAGGCAAUGUGCGGGUUGGCGCCAACCACACAGCCGGUCAACGUGUCUCUAAUAUAUUCGUUGAUGUGAAAAAGUUCCAAACCAGAUUUGUUGAUGCCAUGAACAGCCCAAAUUUUCAGAGCUCCAAGGAAACAGAUGUAGAAACAGAAGCUAGAUUAUCAGCUAUGCAAGCAAUCAGAAGAAUCUCAAGUUGGUUAUACUGGCAAACACCAAAAGCUAAUAAAACACGACCACCUCGCGGAUACCUCCCACAGAAUGCCCAAAAAUCAAGUGAACCAAACAUUAAGAAGCUCCGUGAGGCAGCUGCAACGAGGAAGCAAGGAGGGCGGAGCACAACUCGUGAAGUCGCAUCAAAUAGCUUAUAUUAUGAUGACUACUGGACUCCAUCAGCCGGAGCAGUUCCAGCCUCAACCAAUAAGCAUAAUACUAGCACGACUGUAAAGCCUUCACAUAUUAAAGAAUCGAAACAUGCGAAUGAGGAAGUCUACCGGACAAAAGAGAAUCAAAGAGACCCUGUAGGGUGGAGAAUUUCAACGGUGAUAGGAAUUAUGGCAUCUGUUAUAGUAGAGUUGCAAGUAAGAGAAGAGGCAGUAGGCAGAUUGAAUGAGCAUGUAGGCGGUGAUCUGGCAUUGGAGGUUGUGAAUAGCUCUUGGUUACAAGUUACACUAGCAGGGAUUACAUGGUACAUUAUCGCCAUGGCCGUGAUACAACUAGUACAAGGCAUUCGCAAAAGGGCAUAGUACAGAUGAUUCGCCUACACAACUCAUACUCGUGUGUAAUAAGCUAGCACAGUCAUGUAUAAAAUUUACAUUACCUAUUAACAUAAAUAUGACCACAAAAUCAAAUAUACUA
Molecule: messenger RNA, 1513 nt
Organism: Mercurialis annua (annual mercury)
Lineage: Eukaryota; Viridiplantae; Streptophyta; Magnoliopsida; Malpighiales; Euphorbiaceae
Product: chaperone protein dnaJ C76, chloroplastic
Exons: 4
Coding region: 34-1401 (455 amino acids)
Source: RefSeq, a predicted model, not a curated record